AUGAAAUUAGUAAGUGGUUUUCGUACUCCUUCAAUGGAUAAAGCACCUUAUCAAGUAUCAGUAAGAUACUUGGGCAAUCACAUUUGUGGAGGUAAUAUCAUAACAAAGUAUCAUGUUUUAACAACAGCAAGUUGUAUUGCUGAUUAUCCAAAUGUAUAUUAUGCAAAUUUAAAAGUUCUAAGUGGUACAACUGAUCAAAAAAAUGCUCAUCAACAAGGUACAAUUCACGAUGUAUUUUACAUAAUAAUUCAUGAAGAAUAUAAUCCUCAAAAUUCAUGGAUUCAUGAUUUAGCUAUUCUACGGAUUACAGUACCUUUUGAUUAUUCAAAUAUUCGUUUACCAGUUCAAAUGGAAUCCACCAGUGCUGCUGCUGACCCGACAAUUGUUCGUACAUCAGGAUGGGGACAAAUUACUCUCAAAUCACCAGUUCAAAGUACAAGAUAUAUGCAAACAUUGAAUUUAAAAAUUUGUGCACUUCUUGAAUUUUUAAAAUACUGGAAAGAUUAUCAUAUUUCAACUUAUUAUCAAAAUUGUGCUUCUAUGGUUUUUCCAGAUGCUGCUGUUGGAAAGGGAGAUGGUGGUAAUGGAUUGAUUGAUGGUACUGGAAAAUUAGUUGCUGGAUAA
This is a messenger RNA of Aphidius gifuensis, 624 nucleotides long. Its product is annotated as trypsin-7-like. NCBI's taxonomy places the organism in Eukaryota, Metazoa, Arthropoda, Insecta, Hymenoptera, Braconidae. Bases 1 to 624 code for a protein of 207 amino acids. The transcript is spliced from 4 exons. The record is from RefSeq and is a predicted model, not a curated record. Gene Ontology annotation, molecular function: serine-type endopeptidase activity. Gene Ontology annotation, biological process: proteolysis.